This is a messenger RNA of Cydia pomonella (codling moth), 4326 nucleotides long. It is a transcript of the gene mmm, whose product is annotated as dynein axonemal intermediate chain 3. The record is from RefSeq and is a predicted model, not a curated record. Gene Ontology annotation, biological process: cilium movement involved in cell motility; inner dynein arm assembly. The transcript is spliced from 2 exons. Lineage: Eukaryota; Metazoa; Arthropoda; Insecta; Lepidoptera; Tortricidae. The coding region runs from base 651 to 4073 and encodes 1140 amino acids. Gene Ontology annotation, cellular component: inner dynein arm. Gene Ontology annotation, molecular function: dynein light chain binding; dynein heavy chain binding.
GUUUUACUUAGCAACAGUUGAGCCAGUAUUUACAUAAACAGCGCACUGACUGUUAGUGUUUACACUCGUCGUCAAAGACUAUCGUGAAAAUUUUCGAGCAUACAAGAAGUCAGUGGAUUGCGUUCAAACAGAAAGGCUUUAUUUAAUUUUGCUUCGGUAACAACGCAAACUCUUUUGAAUCCGUAGAUAAAAUGUGAUAGUUGGUAACUUGUAUGCAUUUUAUAAUUGCGUGGAAUAAAUAGAGAAAAUUGACCAAGCUUUACAGAACGCUCAAUAAGGCAAAUAUUGGUUAAGAUGUACAGGUGAUGGUAGCUAAUUUCAAGUGAUAUGCAGUCAACAAGUUCACCUCAAAGUUCGUAGUUGGUUUUGUUUAAAGGCGCUUUGUGAUAGUCUCUGUCAGUUAUCAUCAAAGCUAAAAUACAUAUUACUUCCACUGCUAUUGGCUACCCCCAACUAUCCUCACAACGACUGGUUCCUUCAAUUGGUUCGAUCGGCUAAAUAAAUGCAAUAAGCGAUCGACAGCACGUCUGUUUCCAUCGGGGCGGACCACGGUACAUCAUCUAUUGCUUCGAUCAUUCAAGCUCUGGAUCGUGGUUGCCAUUCAUGAACUUUUCUCUAAGAAGACAAUACACAUAUAAGUAGAAUUAAAAAUGAGUGACUCGGACAGCGAUGUCGAAGAGAAACCAGUUGAAGUUGUGGCCGAUAGCGAAUCGGACAGCUACGAAGAUGAGCCUGUGGCGGCACCUGGUGAGGCGCAGACGCUGGUCGAACUACACGCUGACCACGGCAAGAUGGCCGAAGCACCGCCAAAGCCCAGAAGAAAGCGAUUCAUCCCAAAAUAUGAUGUGGAAGGAGUGCAUCGGAUCGCUAUCGGCGAAGAAACCCAAAUACAAAUUGAAAUGGUCAUGGGCCAGGACAUCACCCCCCAGAGCCCUUGGAAGCUCGUCAGUAAAGCUAAGAUUAUGGAAAACAUAGAUGUUGGCGGCGAACUAUCUGAAUUUUUCCCGUUGAAAGCAGAAUUAGAAGCUUAUACACAAAACGAAGUUCUAAUGGGGUUCAUAGAAGAUGACUCUAACGAUCUCGAUGAAUUCUACGUCUGUACUACUGUCGAAUCAAGAGAUCACUGUAAAUUUCAGUCAGAGAAAUUUCUAAAAAGACAGGCAAAGAAAUUAGAAAAGGCCGUGCAAAAGAAACCACGUCCUUGGAAGAGUCUUGGAAGUGAAAAAGAGAUAACUGAGCUUAUUCCCGUAAAUACUCGGCCGUUCAUAGAGCUGGAAAUAAAAACUGCGUUCCCCACUGUGUACCAGCCAAAUAAAUUUAGUGUCAGAGACUCGAGCUCCGUUCGAGAUGGUUACUUAGAACUCACACCGUAUAGACAGAAGUUCAAUUGUGUAUUUCAACGAAGAAUAGACACAGAGGUUCAAGCAAAUCCAGCUAGAAUAACUAGAUAUGCGCAAACUGAGUUGAGAUACCCGCAAAAUGUCUGGACACAAUCUAUCGCUGAUGCUCUUGGUGGCGACACUACAGAAGCAGGUGCUGGUGGCGAUACAAAACCUGAAAAAGGUGCCGGUGGUGAUGGUGUUGCCGAAGAUGACGAUGAAGAUGAAAAACCAGAAAAGGAACCGAUAGAUGAAGCCGCACUUAAGCCAUUUCGAGACGCUGAAAUGCGCAUGCGACGGGCGUCUUACAUAAAGUUGAUGACCAAUUUCAUGUCAACUAAAAAUCCUGAAAUGGACUCUAUUAUAGCGCUUAAUACAGUCAUGGAUAUGUAUUGUAACGAUUAUCCAAACUUAGUGACUCAGAAAGCGACUGGCGUAGUAUACGACUCUAUGACGUUUGAGGAUUAUGUUUGCUUUACAGACGUCAGAGCCAAGAAUAAAUACGUGUCCUCUGCAGUUUUUCAUCCUAUGUGGACAGGAAUUGUCGCUAUCGCCUACGCUGAUGCUUCACCUGCUGUGAUGAACACACUUAGCACACGUCCUGAUCCAAUCAAAAGAGCGGUGUAUGGAUUGAACCCUGUUAUGAUCUGGAGUCAUAUCGACAGUUUAAUUCCAAAACUUUACCUCGAAUCUCCGCGUGAAGUUAAGGUGCUUUCAUUUUGUCCUUUUAAUGAAAAUAUCCUCAUUGGUGGAUGUAUAAACGGUCAAGUUGUUGUUUGGGAUUUGACUAAUAAGCUUGAAAAUGUAGAGAAGAUUGAAGUAUUGAGUGAAACGAGGGAAAAGUAUCAUAUAGCGAUGAAUGCACAUAUGGGAUGGAUGAAGAGGAUUUCUGAUAAAGCAGUGGUGCCCGCAACGGCGUUGAGCAAUUUGAUGACGAAUCAUUACGGCGCUGUUACUGCUAUCGAGUGGUUCUCGCCAAACUUUUUUAUAUCUCAAACUGGACACACAGAGCUACUAACUGACAGGAAAAAAUCUUCCAUAUUUUGCACUGGCUCAGAGGAUGGUACAAUAUUAAUUUGGAACCUGUCAGUCGAAAAUGUGGCAGUGUUUGGGGGCAAGAAGGUUAAGAAAUCUAUGCGAAUUGCUAGAAGGCCAUCUGGGCUAUUAGUUGAUGUUUCACCAUUCUGUAUCUUAGAUCGCGUGUUCCAACCCACUUAUAAAAUUAUACUUGGAAUAACUGGGCAACCCGACACGCUUGCACUACAAAGUUUGGCUAUGACCCCUUGUCCGAUUACUUAUACUUAUACACCUAAACCUAUUGCGACAGGUAGGAAAUAUUUUACAUGUUCCAUCUUACCUCAGAAAGAAGAAGAUCUUAACAUAGUCAUGUACUGCGGUUCACAGCACGGAGAGAUGAGAAGGAUUACAUGGGAGGGUCACGCGUUCAAUACUGGAGAAGUUGUCAACUCUGAGUACUGCGCCAUGAAGUACCGUUGUUACAUUCACGAUGGAAUAAUAACAUGUUCUAAGAAAAAUCCAUUUCUUCAUCAUGUCACCAUGACUGUUGGAGGAAAGAUAAUGGCAAUCUGGUCUGACAAGUUGAUGAAUCGGCCCUUGAUAUGGAAAAAGCGCCCUCAUAGGUUAACUGACGCUGUUUGGUCACUUUAUAAGCCUAGUCUGCUUUUUAUCACCACGGCUGAAGGUAACAUGGAGACUUGGGAUUUACUACUGAGAAGUGAUUUACCUAUUGCAGUACAAACACUCUCCGGCACACAGCUCACGGGUAUAAACUUACACACGUUACCUUUAGCAAAAAAUAUCAUCGGAGUAAGUGACUCCAAUGGUUCCUUUCAAAUGUUCUUAGACCCACCGAUAUUUAUGAUCGAAAAUGAAACUUACAAAGCUCGCGUUGACAGCAUGCUUAGCAGAGAACUUAACGUAAUGCAGUCGUUUAUAUCAUGGCAAGAUGAAUGGCUGAAACAAAACCCUCAAGUUUUGCUAGAAAUAAGGAGAAAAGAAGGUGCACUGCUGUUAGAAAAGGAGGAAGAAAAGAGAAAAGCUAAAGAGGCAGAAGAGAAACGACUAGAAGAGGAAGCGGAAGCGAGAAGAUUAGCAAAACUGCGAGUUAUAGGACCGGCAGAAAGAUGGACUAUGAUAGUUAACAAAUUGAUAGAACGAACUAUUGCAGUCAAGAAAAGAAUAAACAAAGCAGAACUCAUAGAACAAGAGAAGCCACUACGCGAGUUGGAAGCGCAGCGUUUAGAAAAAGAAAGAAGAAUGGUCGAGAUUAUGAAAAACCAGACAAAUAUCUUCAAUGACACCGUGGCUAUUCUAUUCCCUGAGGCUAUAAAAAAGCCACCAAAACCAGCUAAGACGUAUCUACCUCCUGAUAAAGGAACAGUAAAGAGAGAGUAUAUAGAAGACUAUGAAUACCUGAAAGAAUCAGCAAUGAGGACUGUGAAAGAGAAUCCAUACCACGCGUCGUUCUCAUGGGAAGCUACCCUCACCGAAGGGAAGGAGAGACGCGAAGCGCUGAACACUUAUGAGGAGUAUCUUAACGUGCAUAAAGCUAGACUAAACUUUGAAGUACAAGAGAUGGUGAUAAAACCACAGUUCAAGAAAGAGAGUAAGAAACUAAGAUCGAAAGAAGCAGUUUCCACCGUUGAGUUUAGUGAGGCAGCGACCGAGACGUGAGUACUUUGUGUUUGAAACGGUAUUUAAUUUUUAAGCCGGCUUCAGUUGGCUAGCGUUAUUCCUAUUUGUUUAGUAAACAUAUAUUUGUUUUUCUUUAUCUGUAGAAAUUAUGUUCAAACUCUGAAAAAAUACUUAUACAAUUUAGUCUCAUAUAUCGAAGAGGAAACAUAUUUAAUUAUUUAUAUAAAUCGAAUAAUACAAUUUCUUUUUUGUGAUUUUAGACAGCCUCAAUCAAAUAUAUUCUUAUGUACUA